CUGGCAUCACUGGCCUCAACGUCUCAACGUAUGUACAUAACAUGACCGAAGACUAUGAAACCAUAAUGGCCGGAAUGGCUGGAUCGAGAGUAAUUACGGCAUAACGUCCAAAUUGCGUCCUGCAGUGCCCACAGCUGUCUCACGUCACGCAGUCAUAAUCCGCUUUUCCGUCUGUUCUGUCACGAUUUUGCGGGAAAACUACACUACAACUAUCACAAUGAGUGGCGAAGGAUUUGACCCAUGCGAGUGCAUGCGACAUCACAUGUCCAUGCAGCAUCUACUUUCUAUCUUACGACAAUCGCAAGAUUAUUGUUCGGAUACCGAAUGCUUCAGUGUUUCGAGAAUUCCAGGACCGCAGAACGUGCAGGAACCGUCAGAUUUUCUCUUUACUUGUUUAAUUAUUGGCUUUGUCGUUCUCAUGUUUGCAUUUAGACCGAGAUCCUUGCGACAACCGUCUAGGAACGUUAUCAAGAGCAACAACGAGCCCGGUUCACAUGACGAUCCACCUUCGCCACCGACAGUGAAUUGAAGUACAAUAUUAUGGCAUUAACGGGAGAUCUUGUUAUUCAAGAUUUUAUAUCGGGAUCUAAUCCGAUCUAACUCUAUGCUAACUUUAUAAUAGGGGAAGAUAUGGUAAAUAUGUUAUUACAGCACGGCUGUUGUAAUGUGUACGCGUUAGCGAUAUAUAUUAAUCGUAUUUCUUGAAACAUAACUCCCUACAUAUGCGAUAAUCUUAAUUUUAUAUAAUAUAGAGCACUUUCUUUUAUUUAAAUUUUCUAUUUAUCUCUACAUAAUAAUUAUCAUGUGCCUGGAUUAUAUACACAUGAUCAUAAAAUAUUUUUAUGAAAACUUUCAGAUAAAUAGUAGUAAAAUUUAACACAAUUAUAUAUCACUAAUACGAGAUCUCUAGCAUUUAUUCUGACAUGUCAGUCUUUUACAAUUAGCGGAUAAUACGGCGAGUUGCAAUAAUUAAUAAACCGAUGAAACCCGUUUGCGUGCAAUAAGAAUGCAUUAUAAUAUAUAUUCAGCAUAGUUUAAAAUCUUUACUAAAGAUGAUGAAAAGAUCAAGUACCUGCAAAUGGAUAUAGUCAUCUAAUAAAAUUGUUUGCUUGACAUUUAUAUUCGAUAUGAGAAAAUAUUUGAUAUGAAAAUAUCUAGAAUCUACUAAGAAUUACAAAAAAUAAGUUAAUGCAUAAAGAUUCUCCCAUGUGUUGAUCACAUAUACUCAAUACGCAAUUAUCUGCUGUAAAUAAUGAUAGUAAAAUAAUGUAUAAUAAUUGAGAAUUUGGGAUCUAUGUGGUUUGUCAAGACAUACUAUUUAUAUUUUUCUUUUUUUAAAGUGCGCCUACAAUAAGAAAUGUACAUGAUAAGAUAUAUGUAUAUAAAAUACUUUUUUAUUUUUUCGGUAUUAUAUAAAAUUAAUGUUCAAAAAUUUAAUUUCUUUUUGUCUACAAUGUAGAAAAAAAUAAGUAUAUAUUAUAGUUUUAUAAUAUAUUUAAAUGCAUUAUAUCAUUUUAUUAAAAUAGAGAUAUCUUGUCAACUUUGGAUAUUUCACACAAAUGUAAAAUUUAAGAAUUAGAGAGUCUCAAUUAUAUAUAAAUAAUAAUUAUUAAUAGUAUUAUACACAAUAUUAUACUCUAUAUAUGAUAAAAUAUUUUUUACUAAU
Messenger RNA from Formica exsecta, 1666 nucleotides. RefSeq names its product small integral membrane protein 14. The record is from RefSeq and is a predicted model, not a curated record. The transcript has 5 exons. Gene Ontology annotation, cellular component: endoplasmic reticulum. The coding region runs from base 218 to 529 and encodes 103 amino acids. Lineage: Eukaryota; Metazoa; Arthropoda; Insecta; Hymenoptera; Formicidae.